Meloidogyne enterolobii is the source of this 391-nucleotide messenger RNA. The record is from the annotation of a GenBank genome assembly. NCBI's taxonomy places the organism in Eukaryota, Metazoa, Nematoda, Chromadorea, Rhabditida, Meloidogynidae.
AUGAAAUACGUCGCUGCGUAUAUGUUGGCUAGUCUCGGCGGGAACGCUCAACCAACGGCAAAGGAUUUGGAAAAAAUUUUGGGUGCUGGCGGUUUGGACGUUGAUAUGGAGAAUGCUAAAGCAGUGGUUAAAGCGCUUGAAGGCAAAAAUCUCGAUGAGGUUAUUGCUGCUGGUGAAAAGAAACUUUCGAGCGUGCCAUCAGGAGCUCCGGCUGCUGCUGGACCUGCUGCAACGGGAGCCGCAGCUGCUGCACCUGCAGCUGAAGAGAAAAAGGAGGAGAAGAAAAAAGAGGAAAAGAAGGAAGAAAGCGAUGACGAUGAUAUGGGCUUCGGACUUUUUGAUUAAAUGAAGAUUGAAUUAUAUUUUAAUUAAUGAUAAAUUGUUGCUGUUU